This is a messenger RNA of Ambispora leptoticha, 122 nucleotides long. Lineage: Eukaryota; Fungi; Glomeromycota; Glomeromycetes; Archaeosporales; Ambisporaceae. The record is from the annotation of a GenBank genome assembly.
ACUUGAAUGUAACAACGGUGGCAAACGAAACCGAUUCUACGGGGAGUACACCUGACGAUACCUCACCUAGCAUUAUUGUUCCGAUCCCAAAACGAUUUGUGCCACAAGACCUCACAGAACGC